This is a messenger RNA of Nestor notabilis (Kea), 666 nucleotides long. RefSeq names its product glycine-rich cell wall structural protein 2-like. The annotation marks the transcript as partial. NCBI's taxonomy places the organism in Eukaryota, Metazoa, Chordata, Aves, Psittaciformes, Psittacidae. The transcript has a single exon. The record is from RefSeq and is a predicted model, not a curated record.
AUUUACCACUAUCUCCGAGGGAGAAUGAGAUGUGGCCGGCGAAACAGGGGCUAUGGCAAUGAGAUCUCCUCCCACCACAGCAGCUGUGGGGGCUUCCCAAGCAUCGAGGGACAUGGCUCCUUCUUCUGUGGUGGGGAAGGCUCAGUCGUGUACAGCCGGGGAGCUUCAUCCUUGGAACCCAGGCCAACAUCAUCCACCUACAGCGUAUCAGGGGGGUACAGAUCUAGUGGUGAUGGAUCCAUUGUAAUCUCCAGCAGUGACAGCAGGGGGACAUCUGGCUGGGGCAUUGCAAGGGGGACAGUAUCUGUCUAUGGUGGUGGGCGAGGAACAGGGUACAGCAGUGAGGACUCAUGCCGGAACAUCAUUGGCUCAGGGGGUGGUGGAGGAUCUGGCCGCCACUGUGAUAGAUUGGGCAUCACUGCGGGAGAAGGUUCUGGAUACGGAUACGAUUCAUCACCGAGAUGUAUCCCAGGGGCAGGUGGUGGAUCGGGGCACUAUAGCGUGGGAUCAGGCUAUGGCAUGGGGGAAUACUCAUGCCCAGAGUUCAGCUCUGGAGGUUCUGAGUUCUCCCAGGUCGUGCAGCAGAAAUGCCCCGUGGUGAUUCCCAGCAUUGAGGCCCAGCAAAGCAAGCAGAGCAACCACUGGCCCCCCAGCCAGAAGAAGUGA